AUGCGGGGUUACGGGAAAGAUGAAGUGAAGCGGCGAUGUACUUCACUACGGGCAUGGGAGCUUCCCAAGCACCCUAGCACCAUUGCUCCUGAUGGGGUCUGGUCCAACUCAGACAUGGACCCAGUUCCGUUGGAGCAACAGACAUGGAGCAUAUGGACGAUUCUGGCUUACUGGAGUUCAGACCUGAUGAAUCUGUCGACGUUGCAAACAGCAGGAAGUAUUUUGGCAGUCGGGUUGAGCUGGAGAGAAGCUAUCCCUGCCAUGGCGGUCGGAACCUUUGCCAUAGCCAUAGCCAUGGUUCUCAACGGUGCUAUUGGAAGUAGACUUCACGUCCCAUUUUCAGUAAUAGCCACGGGGAGCUUUGGGUUCUACUUCCGCUACUUCGCCAUCGUCAGUCGCGCUAUUCUGGCCAUGUUCUGGUUCGGCGUUCAGUGUGCCAAUGGCUCUUAUUGUCUCACAAUCAUGCUGAGCGCCAUGGCACCUGCCUAUGCGAGGAUCCCAAAUACACUGCCAGAGUCCGCCGGCAUUACAUCGAUGGGAAUGUGCUCUUUCUUCCUCUUUUGGGUUCUCCAGCUCCCUCUCCUACUCAUUCAUCCGACGAAGCUCCGGCCCUUGUUCUACGUCAAGCUUAUCGCAGCCCCUGCCGUCGUUCUUGGUACAAUGGGAUGGGCAGUUAAGAAAGCAGGUGGCGGCGGUGAUAUCUUCAAGUUAGAGCCCGAAGUGCCUUCAGGUACGCCUCAAUACGCCUGGUUGUGGCUGUCCUGCAUGUCGAGCGUGACAGGGCAGUGGGCCACCAUGGGCGUCAACAUCCCCGACUUUUUGCGUUAUUCCAAGAGCCCCAAUGGCCAGCUCGUGCAACUACCCUUUGUACCUCUCGUGUUUACACUCUGCGGGACCCUCGGUAUCAUCACGACAUCAGCAACGAAGGUGUUUGUGGGCGAGUACCUCUGGAAUCCGCUUGACAUUGUCAGUCUCUGGCUUGCAAAUGGAUCCGGAGGCCGGGCAGCCGCCUUCUUUGCGGCGUUGGCAUGGUUCAUUGCCACUGUCGGAACGAACAUCACAGCGAACUCCAUUAGUGCUGCGAACGAUCUGACAGUCAUGUUCCCCCGCUACUUGAACAUCAAGAGGGGUUGCAUGGUCGCAGCGGUGAUUGGCGGCUGGGUUCUAGUGCCGUGGAAGAUCCUCAGCUCGGCGCAGACGUUCCUGAACUUCAUGGGCGCUUAUGCCGUCUUCCUUGCCCCCAUCAGCGGCAUCAUGGCGGCAGACUUUUGGCUCGUCAAGAAGCAGCGAUACGACCUGCCUGGGCUGUACGAUCCCCACGGCCGCUACCGUUUCGAUGCGGGCGUUAAUUGGAGAGCGCUCGUUGCCUUCAUCGUUCCUGUGGCGCCUUCGCUGCCGGGCAUGGCACUGGCUAUCAGCGGCUACCCGGCAGUCAAGAUCUCAGACGGUGCGCAGCAUCUAUACAGCUUCGACUGGCUUUUUGGAUUCGUUGUGUCAGUCUUCUUAUAUACGACACUCAGCUGGCUGGUGCCGGCGAGGGAGUCUCUCAUACCGCAGACGAUUUGGGUGCGGGAGGGCAUGGAUAUCGAGGGCACUCAGGGCAGUGAUGUCGAGACUCCGAAAGACAAGACUCCCGAAAAGGUUCAAGCUGCAGCUCGGGAUGGCCACCAGACUCCAGAUUCCAAGGUGCUCUGA
Colletotrichum gloeosporioides is the source of this 1695-nucleotide messenger RNA. Its product is annotated as Allantoin permease. Gene Ontology annotation, molecular function: nucleobase transmembrane transporter activity. Gene Ontology annotation, biological process: transmembrane transport; nucleobase transport. Gene Ontology annotation, cellular component: plasma membrane. The coding region runs from base 1 to 1695 and encodes 564 amino acids. The transcript has 5 exons. The record is from RefSeq and is a predicted model, not a curated record. NCBI's taxonomy places the organism in Eukaryota, Fungi, Ascomycota, Sordariomycetes, Glomerellales, Glomerellaceae.